AACGCUUGACGUGCGGUUGCAUACUACUUACUCAUUUGACAGAACCUAGACGGCAGACCACAACAUACAAACUCAAAGACCAGUCCUAUGACAAGAAUAAUCGGCCGAGAUGGACUAGAAUCUUGAUAGGAGACACACCUCUCCGAAGAAAUACAUAAUGUGCAACGGCUCAUCCUCCCGCCCAUCCCAAGGCGGAACAAUCGCAAUCCUAAAACCCACCCAACCAUCCUCACACCACCACGAACUCUCAUUACGACUCAUCAACACCGACUCAGAAAGCCAAACGACGGCCAUCGUCCAUGGCCUGAACGGCGGAGGCCACUUCAUAGUCCAUCGUGACGGUGAUCUGACGUCUCAGCAACCGCUAGACGCAUCAGUACUGCACGAAUUCCAAGUCACGAAGGACGAAUUCCUGGCGCCGAGAAUGGAUUUGGGAGUUGGAGGGGAUGGGGUUAUUGGAAGGAGGGUGUCGUUGAUUCAAAAUCAAAUCUUGGUUGGGCAGGGGAUAAUUGGAUGGAAUUGAAGCGAUUGAGGAACGAAGUUGAUUGUUCUUAGCGAGGGUUUUUUGGUGUUUGAGGGUUGUUCAGGUUCCUGAAGUAAAUGAUCGAGAUGCUUGAGCCAACACGCUGUGCUGCACUUGUUACCACAAGCGACUUUUGUGAAUCUAUCGAUGAUUUGGGUAGAGUACUGUACAGUGUAUAUACACCUGUGUCUAGGGAUCUAAUCUCACCCGUCAUCUAUGGCUUUAUU
Messenger RNA from Pseudocercospora fijiensis CIRAD86, 750 nucleotides. RefSeq lists its product as uncharacterized. The record is from RefSeq and is a predicted model, not a curated record. Bases 158 to 523 code for a protein of 121 amino acids. Lineage: Eukaryota; Fungi; Ascomycota; Dothideomycetes; Mycosphaerellales; Mycosphaerellaceae. The transcript has a single exon.